Molecule: messenger RNA, 672 nt
Organism: Anthostomella pinea
Lineage: Eukaryota; Fungi; Ascomycota; Sordariomycetes; Xylariales; Xylariaceae
Source: the annotation of a GenBank genome assembly
AUGGAGCUGCCACAGUACAAGCAAGACUUCCUGCGGGCCGCGCUCGACGGCGGAGCCCUACGCUUCGGUUCCUUCGAGCUCAAGUCGAAGCGGACGUCACCGUACUUCUUCAACGCGGGUGACUUCUACACGGGCGCACUGCACGGGGCCAUCACCGACGCCUACGCCCACACCAUCGUCGCCAAAGGCCCGGAAUUCGACGUCAUCUUCGGCCCGGCCUACAAGGGCAUCCCGCUGGCCGCGUCCGUCGUGUACGCCCUGUGGAAGAUGGACCGCGGGAGGUUCCAGUCUGCCGCCUACAGCUACGACCGCAAGGAGGCCAAGACCCACGGCGAGGGCGGCAACAUCGUCGGCUCGCCCCUGGCUGGCAAGCGCGUGCUGAUCAUCGACGACGUCGUGUCUGCUGGCACCGCCAAGCGCCUGGCCAUCGACACGAUCCGCGCCGCGGGCGGUACUGUCGCCGGUAUCGUGGUGGCCCUGGACCGCCAGGAGACGCUGCCGGAGGGGGUUGACAAGACGAGCGCCAUCGGCCAGCUGCGCAAGGAAUACCAGAUCCCUAUCAUCGCCAUCGUGAAGCUGGACGACAUCAUUGCUGGCAUGAAGGGCGUCAUUUCCGACAAUGAUAUCAGCCAGAUCGAGGGAUACCGGGCAAAGUUUGGCGCGACUGACUGA